AUGGCGGGACAAAGGUUCGGGAAACGCAUCGUCCUUUGCCUGCUGCCCUGGAGCUGCCUGAGCUUUGCCUGGAGCGAUGCUGCAGGGCCCGGGACCGCCUCGCUCGGUGCAGGACACGUCAGAAAGGGACUGCCCAGGGACGGCGCCAACGGGACCGAUGUGCAGAGCAACGUGUCAGUGCCAUGCACAGCUCUCCCCCCACCACGCUAUGGAUACUACUACGUGGACAGAGGCUCGGGAGUGUCCUUGGGCUCGGUGCUCGUGUACUGGUGCCAAGAGGGAUACCAGCUGGUGGGCAGCGAGAGGCUCGCCUGCCUCCUCCAGGAGAGCACUUCAUCCUGGAGCCACCCCCCACCCCAGUGCCAGGCCGCCCCGCAGCCCUCGGGCCCCGGGUCCCGCAUCGCGGUGGCCGCCUCGCUGCUGAGCGGAGCCAUCAUCCUGGCACUGUCCGUCUCCUUCGCCGUGUGCUGCUGGCGGGACAGGGCGAGGAAGAGCCGCGAGGGGCAGCAGCGGCAUAGGAGGAAAGUCAGAGGAUGGAAGCGUGACCCCUCCACCCCCGAGAGGGGCAGGAACGCUUUUGGAAGACUCAAACACUACCACCAGCGCGAUUACCACCUCUCCGCCGUCUCCAGCUCCGUGUUCCCAGGGGCAUUCGCAGGCUGCAGUAACCUGGCUUUCCAAAGCAGCCCCGCCCAGCAGCCGAAGCUGCCCUUGGGAAGAUGGUGCUCCCAGACACAGGCCUUGCCUCGGCCACUGCUGCUGCCGCCUGGCCCAGCCCUGGACAGCGGCCCGCCCGGCCACCCGCCCGGCCACCCAUCGGGCCACCCGCCCGGCCACCCAUCGGGUCACCCUGCCCUGCUGCCUGCCCAUCUCCACAGCGACCUGCUGCCCCUCCACUACAGAGGCCUGGAGGAACACAAGGUUUUCAGCAAGUUUGGAAAGCCAGUUUGA
Messenger RNA from Cinclus cinclus, 951 nucleotides. RefSeq names its product sushi domain-containing protein 3-like. Gene Ontology annotation, cellular component: plasma membrane. The coding region runs from base 1 to 951 and encodes 316 amino acids. The transcript is spliced from 6 exons. Lineage: Eukaryota; Metazoa; Chordata; Aves; Passeriformes; Cinclidae. The record is from RefSeq and is a predicted model, not a curated record.